AAAAUUUCUGGAAGACAUUGUAAAUAUGUUUUUCAUUCUCUUGUGCUUACUGGGAGUUUUAGUGCUAGUUUUUCUUUAUCGAGAAAAACAUUACUCAUCAAAUUAUUGGGAAAACAAAGGAAUCAAAUCAUUUAAAGCAUUAUGGUUAACCGAUAAAGUGAUUCGAUUAGUUUUUCAACGUGUAUCUCUUGCUGAAACUAUUCUAUCUUAUUAUAAUGCUGUACCAAAUGAAAAAUGCGUUGGUUUUGUGGCAUUUAAUAACGCUACAUUAAUAAUACGUGAUACGGAAUUAAUUAAACAAAUAACCGUAAAAGAUUUUGAUUAUUUUACGGAUCAUCCAAAAACAUUCUUUGUUGAAGGUGUUGAUGGAUUAUUAGAUAAAAAUCUAUUUGCUUUAGACGGUGAUACAUGGCGUGAAAUGAGAGCAACAUUAAGUCCAGCAUUUACUGGUGCUAAAAUUCGUGGAAUGUUUCAAGUGGUCAACGAAUGCGGCGAUCAAAUGGCUGCAUUUUAUUUGAACGAAAUUAAAAAAUUGGGUGGUGAUUCAAAACAUAUUGAAUUGGAAUUAAAAGAUUCAUUUACACGAUUCACUAAUGAUGUAAUUGCCAAUACGGCAUUUGGUGUAAAAUGUAAUUCAUUUCAAGAUAAAAAUAAUGAAUUUUAUUUAAUGGGACGCGCUGCGAUUAAAUUUAAAGCGUGGCGAAUAAUUUUAUUGAGUUUAAUUCCAGCAGUUUUAAACAAGGUGUUAAAAUUUACUGCUAUACCAAUUUACGUUUGUGAUUACUUCCGGAACUUAGUCAAACAUACGACAACAAUCCGAAAGCUUCAGAAUAUUAUUCGAAAAGAUAUGUUGCAUUUAUUAAUGGAAGCACAAAAGAGUACAUUAAAAUAUGAAAAUUAUAUCGAGUAUAAAGAAUUCGCUGCAGUUGAUGAAUCAAUAAAUUCGUAUGGCAAAGCUAGAACAUUGGAUGACGAAGACGUCGCUGCUCAAGCUUUUAUCUUCUUUUUAACUAGCUUUGAAUCAACAUCGACCGCAAUGUGUUUUGUAGCUUAUGAAUUAGCUUUGAAUCCUGAUAUUCAACAACGUUGCUACGAUGAAAUCCAUGAAAUUUUAGAAUCGACUGAUGGUAAACUUUCAUACGAUGCCGUACAAAAGAUUAAAUAUUUAGAUAUGGUAAUUUCUGAAACAUUACGAAAAUGGCCACCAGCAGUUGCAACAGAUCGUGUUUGUACAAAACCAUAUACGCUUAAUGUUGAUGGAAAAGAUAUAUUUCUUGAGAAAGGCACAAAUAUUGAAAUACCUAUUUAUGGUAUACAUCAUGAUCCACAAUUUUAUCCAAACCCAGACAAAUUUGAUCCAGAACGAUUUAGUGAUGAGAAUCGACAUAAUAUUGAUCCAAUGACAUAUUUACCAUUUGGUGUUGGACCAAGAAAUUGUAUUGGUUCAAGAUUUGCUUUAAUGGAAAUUAAAGUUGCUAUGUUUCAUUUAAUUAAAAAUUUUGAAAUAAUUCUUACGAAUAAAUCAACAGUGCCACCAAAACUGACGACUUCGACCUCAUGCCUUGGAAUUGUUGGAGGAUUUAAUGUUGGAUUAAGACCCAGGCCAAUAGAUCACACAAGUACAUAUUUAAUAUAGUUUUUUUUGUAUAGUUUAAAAAAUUUAUCUUAUAAGGAGA
Molecule: messenger RNA, 1676 nt
Organism: Chrysoperla carnea
Lineage: Eukaryota; Metazoa; Arthropoda; Insecta; Neuroptera; Chrysopidae
Product: cytochrome P450 9e2-like
Exons: 6
Coding region: 26-1636 (536 amino acids)
Molecular function (GO): monooxygenase activity; oxidoreductase activity, acting on paired donors, with incorporation or reduction of molecular oxygen; heme binding
Source: RefSeq, a predicted model, not a curated record